GGUAAAUUAGCAUAAUAUCUACAUGGUUCUUAAUAAACUUAUGCGUUUGACUAUUUGUAUGCAAAUAAACGGACAGAGGACUGGUGAAAUUAGUAUAAAUAUGCCGGCGAACGGAAGUGUGUUAUUAGUUCAAGAAAUUUGUCUGAGUUAAGUGUAGCCAACCGUUAACGGAGCCAAAAUAAAAUGAAAUUCUUUGUUGCUAUUGCCUUCGCCGUUAUUGCCAGCGUUGCUGCUGAUGUCAGCCACCUGAGCAACACCUACCUGCCACCAUCGGGUGCUGCCAGCUCCGUUUCUUCCGAGUACUUGCCACCUGCAGCCAGUACACAGCAUGUUAGCUACGCUGCACCAAGCUACUCAACAGCUGCAUCUGCUCCCAGUGUGACCUACGCUGCGCCUAGCAGCUCGGUCUCUUACUCAGCACCUGUCGCUGCCGCUUCAGCUCCAAGAGUUUCAUUCGCACCAGCCCGUUCGGUCUCUUACUCAGCUCCAGCACGUUCCGUCUCAUCAUACUCAGCUCCAGUUGCUGCCGCUUCAUACUCAGUACCCACAUACUCAGCUCCAGCUACAUCGUACUCAGCUCCAGCUCGUUCUGUUUCCUACUCAGCUCCUGUUGCUGCCGCUUCGUACUCAGUACCCACAUACUCAGCUCCAGCUCGUUCCGUUUCCUACUCGGCUCCAGCUGCAUCGUACUCAGCACCAGUUGCUGCUGCAUCCUACAGCGCUCCAGUUUCUGUCUCGUACUCUGCACCAGCUCGUUCCGUUUCCUACUCUGCUCCAGCUGCAUCCUACUCAGCUCCAGUAGCUGCCGCUUCGUACUCGGCACCCACAUACUCAGCUCCUGCUGUUUCCUACUCAGCUCCAGUUGCUGCUGCUUCGUACUCGGCACCCACAUACUCCGCUCCAGCUGCUUCUUACUCAGCUCCAGUUGCUGCCGCUUCGUACUCAGCGCCCUCUUACUCCGGUAUUGACACCGCCUACGGUGCCAACGGUGGUUACAUCUACCGCAAACGUCGUUAGGAUUUCAAAAUCAUUGGUUUAUAUAUAUUUAUACGUAUAUGUAAUAUGUGUGUCGUAUGGAAAGAUGAAGCGAUAACGAAAUAAAAAUGCAUUUGAUAUAAUUUUGAUAAAAAAAA
Molecule: messenger RNA, 1133 nt
Organism: Bactrocera oleae (olive fruit fly)
Lineage: Eukaryota; Metazoa; Arthropoda; Insecta; Diptera; Tephritidae
Product: cuticle protein 16.5
Biological process (GO): positive regulation of transcription by RNA polymerase II
Cellular component (GO): RNA polymerase II transcription regulator complex
Molecular function (GO): transcription coactivator activity
Source: RefSeq, a predicted model, not a curated record